Messenger RNA from Amoebophrya sp. A25, 1634 nucleotides. The record is from the annotation of a GenBank genome assembly. Lineage: Eukaryota; Dinophyceae; Syndiniales; Amoebophryaceae.
AGUGAGGCAGCGGGAGAUGGAAGCGAAGCAGCUGUCACUUGGGGAGGUGGAGUACAAGCCCCGUCCGGUGGUCAAGAAAAUUUGGUUUUUUCUUUCUGACCGCGAGAGGAGCGGAAUUCGCGGUUCACCAACGUGGCAAACUAAGGCGGCCUGUCGUGUUUGGAACGACCUAGUGCGACAGGCGUGGCGAGAUAGAAGGUCUUUGAAGCCGCAAGACUGGGCUCACAUUUUGAAAGCAAUAGUGGAAUACGUCUUCGAUGCGGACGAACGCAGUGUGCUCAGUAAUCGAGAUGCGCAUCUGCAAUUGCCACCGGGUGGAGGCGACAAUGACUGCUCUCAGAAUAUACCAAUGUUGAAAAUCGAAAGUGGUAGUGUGGGCAAUGGACAGCCACUACAACUUCAGGGCACAACAUCUUCAUCACGCGAUCUUGCAGCAUGUGACCAGGACAAAGAUUCUACUACGGAGGCUCGGAGGCAUCGGGAAAUAGCUGCGAUUUUUGACGAUUUGUUGGACGCAAAAGGGAGAAGCAAAUUGCUUCCGGCACUACGGCCAAUAAGGCGAGCUGAAGUAGAUAACGGAGUCGCUGUGACGAGGACCUCUGGCAUACGCGAACAAGAAGAAAAGCAAAAAACAUUGGAGCUCGAAGCCAUAGACGGACAGGACAAAUGGCUAGCAUCGGCUGAGCGAUCAGCGACCUCCUUGUACGAGGAAACUUUCGACGAGUUUUUACCACCUGGCUUUUCGAGUGCAGAUUUUACGGCCACCGCAGAGGAGAUCGCUAAUGCUCCGCUCGCAAGUGCUGCGGACGCUGACCUUGUCGGUUCUAGUCGGAGCGGUCGCAAGAAAACAAGGCUUGCUGCAGAGCAGACAACGACGAAUGAAGAUGGGAACGGGAAGGAUGUCAAGAGCAUUGAUGAAAGUCGUCGGAGUAUUGACGAGGGAGAAACUGCAACUGCUGCGGAAAUCAAGCCUGUGGGAGGGCGCCGCUCUUCCCGGUGUAAGACGAGGUUGCAAGCAAAAAGCGCUGUAGUAGAGCCUGUGGAAACUAUUUUUGUGAAAGUAGAUGAGAAAGCUGCAGCGACAACACGGUUCUUACAGUCUUCUUCCGAUGCUGUUGCUAUCGACAGUCCAAAAGAAGAACGAGAAGACACCAAGACGAGAUCAUUGGCGGCACUAUCCGGAUCCGAGGACGCUUCACUGCCGCAGCCGGCUCGCAAGGUACAUGUUGGUUCGCGCUUCAGUUGGCUAGCACUUCCAGAGGUCAGUGGUCCUCCUGUCGACGAAUCAGAUUCAGCUAAUGGUUCCGAAGACACCGGCAUUUCCAGGACUAGUGACACUACAAAUGACGUUGACCACCAUCAGUCGGCUUUCUACGACGAGAGAGCUGGUGAAAAGAAGAACGGGCCCUCGGUGGGACAGAAGAAGUCUCCCGAUGACAGUCAUGAGUCAUCCUCUUCCUCGCUCAAGAAAAAGCCAGCUUCUCUGGAUGAUCUUGUUCACAUGUAUCGCACGUCUAUGAGCACUUGGGAGGUGCCGGGGACGCUACCGGAGUCCCUGCUCCGCGAGGGCGCGCGCACAAUGCGCCAGCGCAGGAUGCAGCGUCGGGCAGAGCGCAUGGCGCUCAGCAAAAACC